Messenger RNA from Epinephelus fuscoguttatus (brown-marbled grouper), 7777 nucleotides. RefSeq names its product A disintegrin and metalloproteinase with thrombospondin motifs 2-like. Gene Ontology annotation, molecular function: metalloendopeptidase activity. The record is from RefSeq and is a predicted model, not a curated record. Lineage: Eukaryota; Metazoa; Chordata; Actinopteri; Perciformes; Serranidae. The transcript has 23 exons. Gene Ontology annotation, biological process: proteolysis; extracellular matrix organization. Bases 214 to 6555 code for a protein of 2113 amino acids. Gene Ontology annotation, cellular component: extracellular matrix.
GGAGAGAAAGAGAGAUAGCGAGAGAGAGAGACCUCGGCGGAGAGGAGGAGAGAGAGAGGGGAGGAGAGCUCCGUCUCUCCCGGUGCACUUGGCAGUCUAGUUGCGGGCUGCUGUGCUGUUGCUGUCGUGGCGUGGCUGGUCGCGCCAGGCGGGGAACUUCACCACACUGGAGCCCGGAGUCCCACUCUCUCACCUGCGCAGUUCGGAGCUGCCAUGGGUCUCUCGCCUGGAUUUACUGUCCUAAUUAUUCUACCGGCCUUUCUGCUGCACACCAGCGGCCUUUACAUCGCCAGUAGCGUUGACUCCCUGCAGCAUGUCCUGGGGGAGUAUGGACUGGUGAGGCCGAUCAGUGUGGACGCAGAGGGCCGCUUCCUGUCACACGCCGUCUCGGCUGGCCGCAUGGCAGGAGGGCAGUCCCGUAGGCGCCGGAGGAGGGAGGUAGGAGUAGGCAAUGAUGAGUGGGAAGGACCAAGAGAGGAGCCCGUGGCCUUUCGGGAAAGGCUUUACUACAACGUCACCAUCUUCGGCCGGGAGUUCCACCUGCGCCUGCGCCACAACGCCAGGCUGGUGGCCCCCGGAGCCAAGAUGGAGUGGCACGAUGACAGCGACAGCACCCGGCACUCUGAGCCACUGCACGAUGAAUGCUUGUAUGUGGGGGACAUCACAGACACACCGGGAGCCUCUGUGGCUAUCAGCAACUGUGACGGCCUGGCUGGUAUGAUCAGGAUGGAGCAAGAGGAGUUUUUUAUCGAGCCGGUGGAGGGGGGUGACGGAGUGAUAGAGGAGGAGGAGGAGGGAGGAGGAGGAAGGACACACAUCGUCUACCGCUCCUCAGCUGUAAAGAAAGCGCCCAUCAGCAGCACGGCGGCAGACUACCACUCCAGAGGUGCUGAUCUCGGUGGUCUGAUGGACCUGGAGUCUCUGUACCGCGGCGUGGAGCAGAGUAUCAACCAUACAAGAGCGGGCCGAAUGCGCAGACAGAGUCUGGAACGGGCCUACAACAUUGAGGUGCUGCUGGGCGUCGACGACUCGGUGGUCCAGUUUCACGGGAAGGAGCAUGUCCAGAAGUAUCUGCUAACACUCAUGAACAUUGUGAAUGAAAUCUACCAUGACCAGUCUUUGGGAGCAAAGAUCAACGUGGUGCUGGUGCGAAUUAUCAUGCUGGGCUACGGCAAGUCCAUGAGUCUGAUUGAACUGGGGAACCCCUCUCAGAGUCUGGAGAACGUGUGUCGUUGGGCCUUCCUGCAGCAGAAGCAGGACACAGGGGACGCCGAGUACCACGAUCACGCCAUCUUCCUCACACGGCAGGAAUUUGGGCCGACGGGCAUGCAGGGUUACGCCCCAGUGACGGGCAUGUGCCAUCCAGUGAGGAGCUGCACUUUGAACCAUGAGGACGGUUUCUCCUCUGCCUUUGUAGUGGCACAUGAGACCGGACACGUGCUGGGGAUGGAGCACGAUGGCCAGGGCAACCGCUGUGGAGAUGAGGUGCACAUGGGCAGCAUCAUGGCUCCGCUGGUGCAAGCUGCCUUCCACCGCUUUCACUGGUCCAGAUGUAGCAUGCAAGAGCUGGGACGCUACCUUCAUUCCUAUGAUUGUCUCCGUGACGACCCCUUUGACCACAACUGGCCAUCGCUGCCCCAGCUUCCCGGUUUGCACUACUCCAUGAACGAACAGUGUCGCUUUGACUUCGGUGUGGGCUAUACGAUGUGCACCGCGCUACAAAAGGCGGGCCAGUCAGGAACGCAGUAUCGCACAUUUGACCCAUGUAAGCAGCUGUGGUGUAGCCACCCAGACAAUCCCUUCUUCUGCAAGACCAAGAAAGGACCACCCAUCGAUGGCACCAUGUGCGGGAAUGGGAAGCAUUGCUUUAAAGGUCACUGCAUCUGGUUGACACCUGACAUCAUCAAGCAAGAUGGAAACUGGGGCUCAUGGAGUGAGUUUGGCCAGUGCUCCCGCACCUGUGGUGGAGGGGUACAGUUUCGCGCACGCGACUGUGACAAUCCUAGACCAGCCAACGGAGGCCGUACCUGUGUGGGGGCAACUUACCAGUUCCAGAUGUGCAACACCAAUGAGUGCGAGGAUAUCUACAGCGACCCCCGAGAGGAGCAAUGCCACGCUUGGGACCCCCGCUUUGAAAUCCACAGCAACAACAAGCACCACUGGCUGCCUUAUGAACACACAGACCCUAACAAACGCUGCCACCUGCAUUGCAAAUCCAAGGAGACACGAGAUGUUGUCUUAAUGCAGAGAAUGGUCCUGGACGGCACGCGCUGCUCGUACAAGGACCCGCACAGUGUGUGCGUGCGUGGGGAAUGUGAGAAAGUGGGCUGUGAUGGUGUGGUGGGCUCCUCAAAGCAGGAGGACAAAUGUGGAGUGUGUGGAGGAGACAACUCCAGCUGCAAAACCUUCAAAGACACCAUCACGCGUACUGCCAAGAAACAAGGUUUCCUCAAAGUUCUUGAAAUUCCCAGAGGAGCGAGACAUUUACUGAUCCAAGAGCUGAAAGCAACCUCACACACGUUAGCUGUAAAGAACGUGGCAUCAGGACUGUUCUUCUUGAACGGGGAAAACGAAUACCCAGAAUCCCACUCGGUCAUAGAGAAGGGCGUGGAGUGGGAAUACGAGAAUGACAAAGACAAGGAGACGCUUCAGACCACCGGUCCUCUCAGACAUGGAAUUCUGAUAAUGAUGAAAUUACACGGAGAUGAGGAUGUGAAUUUGUCUUAUAAGUACAUGAUGAGCAUGGACAGUGACAGUGACAGUGCCAUUCAGAACAACAUGCUGGUAGAGGACAGUGCCUAUGAGUGGGCUCCAAAGAAAUGGUCCUACUGCUCCAAGGUCUGCGGAGGAGGGAAGCAGUACCUGCGAUACGGCUGCAGAAGAAAAGUCGACAGUAAGAUGGUCCACAAGAGCUUCUGUAACAAAUCCAACAUGAAACCUAGAGGAGACACCAGAGACUGCAACCAGAAGCCCUGCCCUCCACCCAUCUGGGUGACAGGGGAGUGGCAGAACUGCAGCAAACCAUGUGGAAAGACAGGGAUGCAAGUCCGCUCAGUCAGCUGUGUCCAGCCGUCAGAUGACAACACCACGCGCGCCAUCCACAAUAAACACUGCAACGACGAGCGGCCCGAGACCCGCAGAUCCUGCAACCGACACCCCUGCCCCACCCAGUGGAGAGUUGGGCCGUGGUCGCAGUGCUCGGUGACAUGUGGUAAUGGGACCCAGCAGAGACAGGCUCUGUGCCACACCAGGGACAACACCAUCGGCCUGUGUCUGGACAGUAAGCCUGACACCAUCAGAGUCUGUCGCCUGGAUCCAUGUCCCAAGGGCUCAUCAGACCUCAACAAGAAUGGCAACAUCCUGAUCCAGUGGCUGUCUCGCCCUGACCCCAACUUCCCGAAGAUCUCCUCACGCCAGCGUUGUCAUGGAGACCGCUCCGUGUUCUGUCGUAUGGAGGUGCUCAAACGUCACUGCUCUAUACCGGAGUUCAAGCGCAUGUGCUGCAAGUCCUGCAGCAAUGCCACCGUUACAGAGCCUCGACCCAACUCUACCUCCACAUCCACCCCCAUCACCUCCAUCCUGCCCAGUGUUACAGCCCCUCCACCCACCAGCACCCUCAGCUCUGACCUCAGCACCAUUCAACCCACCGGAGCUGUCAGCACCACCAUUAUAGCUUCUACCAUCAAUCCCUGGACCACCACUCAUCCUCCUACCACUACUGCCGCUGUUGCUCAUUCCACCGCAUCCCCACUUAGUGCCACACAAAUGACCACCACUCAUCCUCCAGCUGCCACCAGCUCUCCUGUCCUCCCCACUACCUUAACCAUAACAUCUGCCUCAGUUAGUACAACUUCUACCAGUGUUACUACCCAUUCCCCACCUCUGCCUGCCCCAGACACAGACAAGAACAUGGAUCCACAGUUCCAGAGCACUACAAAUAGUCCAACAACAUCUGGUAUAACUACCACACACUCUCCAGAAACAGCCAGUCCAACUAUGACAAAUCCAACAGAAAGCAGUACAAAAACAGAUGCCCCACUAAAAUCGAAGCCCAAAAAGAUUCCGCCAAAGAAAAACCCCAAGAAGGUGAUUCCACCAAAGAUCAAACCUAAAAAGAAUACAUUAAAAAAUACUACAAGAAAAGAUGUUCCACCGAAGAUCAACCCUAAAAAGAAUACUCCCCUAAAAAAUACGACCAGAAAAGAUAUUCCACCAAAGAUCAAUCCUAAAAAGAAUACGGCCCUAAAAAAUACUACCAGAAAAGAUAUUCCACCAAAAAUUAAUUCUAAAAACAAUACUACACCAAAAAACACUACCAGAAAAUUUGUUCCACCAAAGAUCCAUCCUGAGAAGAAAACAAAGGGUACUCCUACUUCUACCACUGCUGUUCCUCAUUCCACCUCUUUCUUAUUUAUUAUGACACAAAUGACCACCACCCAUUCUCCUGCCUCUACCACUGCUGUUCCUUAUUCUACCUCUUCCUUAUUUAGUACAACACAAAUGACCACCACCCAUCUUCCUGCCUCUACCACUGCUGUUCUUUAUUCCACCUCUUCCUUACUAAGUACAAAGCAAAUGACCACCACUAAUUUGCCUGCCUCUACCACUGCUGUUCCUCAUUCCACCUCUUCCCCACUAACUACGACACAAAUUACCACCACUCAUCCUCCUGCCUCUACCACUGCUGUUUCCCAUUCAACCCUAUCCCCACCCAGUGCCACACAAAUGUUUACCACUCAUGCUACAGCUGCCACCAGCACUCCCGUCCUCCCCACUACCUUUUCCAGGACAACUGCCUCAGUUAUUCUAACUUCUACCAGUGUUACUGCUCAUCCCCUAGAUGAGAACACGGGCCCACAGUUACAGAGCACUACAAAUAGUCCACCAACAUCUGGCACGAUACCUACCACACACUCCCCAGAAUCAACCAGCCCAACUAUGACGAGGCCAAUAGAAAGCAGUCCAGAAAUAGACACCCUGUUACAAUCAAAGCCCAAAAAUAUUCCACCAAAGAAAAACCCCAAAAAGGUGAUUCCACCAAAGAUCAAUCCUAAAAAGAAUACUGCACUUAAAAAUACUACCAGAAAAGAUGUUCCACCAAAGAUCAAUCCUAAAAAGAAGACAGAUGCUAAUCCAAAACAGAAAACCCCCGAAAAAACAACACCCAAAAAGAUUACCCCACUAAAGUCUACUCCCAAAAAGACUACCCCACCAAAGACUACUCCCAAAAAGACUACCACACCAAAGACUACUCCCAAAAAGACUACUCCCAAAAAGACUACCCCACCAAAGACUACUCCCAAAAAGACUACUCCACCAAACACAACUCCCAAAAAGACUACCCUACCAAAGACUACUCCCAAAAAGACUACCCCACCAAAGACUACUCCCAAAAAGACUAUUCCACCAAAGACUACUCCCAAAAAGAUUACUCUGGCAAAAACUAUUCCCAAAAAGACUCCCCUUGUUAAGACCACUCUCAAAAAGACACCUCCGGUGAAGGCUACUCCUGAGAAAAAAAACAAACCCACGCCCAAAAAGGAGUCUCCACCAAAGGCCAAUCCCAAAAAGAACAUUCAACCAAAGACAAAAGUUACAAAGAAAGUGCAAAUAAAAGUUCAAAAGAUCCCAAAACCAGGUACCAAAAAUGCCACACACUCUCAGGCUAAGGUCGAUCAGAACAAGGCUAAGACUAAUCCAAAAAAGAAAACAGUUAAAACAUUUCCCUCAUAUUAUACCACAGCUCCCACUCCAUAUACAAGUCCCGUUCAACUGAGAGAGUACUUCUCUUCCACUAUCACAUCCAGCACUAGUGUAUAUGCAACAGCUGCAGGCGGGCCUUUGCCUGAGUCCAGAAUCAAUGUUACGUACAUCAAUAACAACACAGCAACUUCAGAUGAACCUCCACUGUGGUAUCAGGAUGCUUCAGCCACAACACCCAGCACUUUUGUUGAUGUCGUAACACCAGCUGGAACCGCUAACUUUGAAGAAGUCAGCAUGCCUAGUGGGACGGAGCCAUAUAGUGAUGUCACAAUGACAAGCAGUGGUGAUAUUACAGUGACCAGUGGGACCAUUCCCAGUGGCGAUGACAUCACAGUGUCCUACAGCAACGGGAGAGUGGUCAGUGACACCAUGGUGCUGGACGACAGCUUCACCAUGGUGAUCCCAACCAUCGACAGUGAGGAUAUGACGGACCUCGCUUCCUCGCCCUGGCAGGACCUGUCUGAGUACAUUCCUGUAAGCAUCCCUGUUCCCACAACAACCUCAGACCCUGCCACACUCUCACCUCCCACCACCAUCACUCCGACAACAACAAAAACAGCCAUCACAACUGUCACCCGACCUCAGCAAAGACCAGAAGAGAACAGUGAGGACAACUCGAUCGAUGGCAUAUACAACAGGAUCAUCGGCGUGGACAACGACAUCUCCCAGAACAAUCUCAUCCCAAAGCGACGGGUCAACCUCCGAGAGAGGACCAAGAACAAACGCAUUCAGGAGCUUCUGGAGGAGAAGAGGAACUUUCUCCUCAGGAUGAAGAGAGGCCACGCAGCAUGAUAGACCAAGCCUUUUCAUUUCUCUUAUAGAGAUGCCCUGUGUAACUCCCUCUGAACUGCCAUGGUGCUUUCCGUCAGGCCUUUCCGCACAAAAAAACUCUCUGUGUCAUAUCACUCGCAUGACAAUCAGGACUGUUGCAGAGAGAAAAUACUGUGGCCAAAUGUUUGAACAGUUGCUUUGAAUAAAGAAAAGCUCUUUAGAGUACAGACUGUUGCAGAUUUGAAGCAAAUCGCCUCGUCUGUGUAAAUACAAUAAUGAGAAACAGAAGGGAUAAAAAGUGUCCAUCCAGUUUGCCAGUUUGACCAGCACUUUACAAAUCCAAGCUUCUAUCCCCCCAAACCACCCACAGUCUUGUUUGUGGAUUCAAUGGUGAUGUAGAUAAGGUAUAAUGUUGUUUGUAAAAUGGUAUUAUUCCUACUGGCACUUAUUGAGCAACGAAAUCUCCGACCUAAAAUCCAAAUCUCCAUUUCCGUAUUACAUUACAGCCAAGGACUGCAGCUCAUUUCCCCACAAACAGAUAACACAGCUUCUGUAGGACAGGAUGAAAAUGUCUCCUUGUUAAGUGGCCAGCACUCUGAAUACCAUACACACAGCAAAUUGGAGCUUUUGGAGGCCUGGAAGUGAUAUGGUAAUACAAUACAAUCAGAAAGUCAAAGUUCUGUUAUGGUUUAAUUGAAUUGUAUAAAGUUUACACUGCUUGAAUUGUGUUGCCUUUUCCCAAGCAAACGUCUGUCUGACUACAAAGGGUCUCUCAUCUCUCAGGAAGUUAAGUUACAGUAAUGUUGAGGGACAUUGCCAAACAUGUGGUGCUUCCUGAAUUUUGUUAAUAUAUUUUGAUAUCUCAUUAAGCUAGGGGGAAAACAAAAUAAGUGAAGAGAAAAAAAAUAUUGAUUGCAUUUUUGUUUUUCUUUUUUAACGGUCAGUCAAGUAUGGUGCUUUUUUUGUAAGUGUUGCUAAAAGCAAUGUCCCUUGGCAUUCUUUUAUGUACAAGAAGUACACAUAUAAAAUAUAACAAUAGGAUAAAAAGCCUGUUUGUAUUAACUAUCCAAAUAGAAGCUUUGAGGGCCAGUUUGUUUUCUUUCCUAAAAAAUGUUAUUUUUGGUACACUCUGACGUGCAGCAGCUGCAAAAGCAUCUACGGAUCUUUCUGUACAAUAUCUGUACAUAUGAAAAAGAACUUAAUGUUUAAUAUUUAUUAAAGUUUAAGUGCCUGUGGUAUUUUG